UCCACCACCAGUCCGUUUGUCUUCCUCUACUCAUACAAUCAAGCGUUCUCCUUCUCCGGUCACCAGCCUAGUCUUCGGGAUAAAAAAGGUCAAUUGAACACUCAAAUUAGUAAAAACUUCCAUCACUUAAAACUUUGAGUACAUUUUUUAUGAGUAAACGUCAAUGUCGUACUUUUCUGCAAUUCGGCACUGACGAGCUUAUUUUCCAUGCACAGAAGUACCGUAUCUUUCCGGGUGAUUUGUGAACGUUGAUGCAGCUUUCUGGCGGAGGGGAGCGGCGCCAAAUGUGCGUAUGAAAAGAGAAGUAAGAAAAGGUGUAUGUUGUCCCUACCACUACCAUGAGUUGGAGUUUCCUGACUCGCCUGCUGGAAGAAAUCCACAACCACUCAACAUUUGUGGGCAAGAUCUGGCUCACUGUCCUCAUUGUUUUCCGCAUUGUGCUGACCGCCGUAGGAGGGGAGUCCAUCUACUACGAUGAACAGAGCAAGUUUGUCUGCAACUCAGGCCAGCCGGGCUGUGAGAACGUCUGCUACGACGCCUUCGCUCCACUCUCACACGUCCGCUUCUGGGUUUUCCAAAUCAUCCUGGUGGCCACGCCUUCACUCAUGUACCUGGGCUACGCUGUCAACAAAAUUGCUCGGGCAGAGGAGCAGGCAGACAGCGGUGGAGCGAGGGGAUUUUCGCGGAGGAAACCCAAGAAGCCCUAUCUUGCAGGCCGAAAGCAGCAUAGGGGCAUUGAAGAGGCCGAGGAUGACCAAGAGGAAGACCCGAUGAUCUAUGAAAUGGCAGAGGCGGAGAGUGAUGGUGGUGGAGCAGCGAAAGGAAACAGUGGUGAGGGAAAAGCAAAGGUCAAGGUGCGCCAUGAUGGGCGUCAACGUAUCAAAGAGGAUGGACUGAUGCGUAUUUAUGUCCUGCAGCUCUUGACCCGCUCCUUGCUGGAGGUGGCUUUCUUGUGUGGACAGUAUGCCCUGUAUGGAUUUGCUGUGCCUCCCACCUACGUGUGCUCCGACCUGCCCUGCCCUCACAGUGUGGACUGCUUUGUAUCACGGCCCACUGAGAAAACUAUCUUCCUUCUCAUCAUGUACACAGUCUCCCUGCUCUGUCUGGCACUCAAUAUAUGGGAGAUGCUUCACCUGGGCAUAGGUACCAUCUGUGAGAUCGUACGCUCCCGCCGGGUGCAGCUCCCUGACAAUGAGCUGUACGGGCUGACACUGGCACAAGGAGCUCUUAGUGAGGUGGGAUUGAGUGGAGAGGAUUACAGCAGCUACCCUUUUUCUUGGAAUGCACCAUCAGCUCCACCUGGAUACAACGUCGCCAUCAAGCCUCUUCUGGUAUCGACAGGGCACCACAACCAGCCACUACCCAUCACUGAUCUCACUAAUGCAAAACUGGCAUGCCGGCAGAACCACGUGAACAUUGCCAAAGAGGAGCGUCAGCAGUACACCAUUAAUGAUGAAAACCCCUGCAGAGCAGGGAUGGGAGAUGCCCCCAGAGGUGGUCAUAAGGACAUUCGUCAUCCUCAGAACAAGCUGGAGGCUGACAAUCCGGCCUACAGACAGCCACAGAGCCACAGUAAUAACCACAGCAAGCCUCACCGUGAACGUAAACACCGGCAGGCCUCCAAGCACACCUCAAGCAAGGGAGACGCGGACAGAGGCAGCAGCACCAGUAGUAGCAGCAAAUAUGGAGUCAUAAAUGGUUCAGAGUGGAUCUGAAAUACAGACGGUGACUUAUGUUUUUUUAACAAUGUAAAGCCUUCUCAGACCAACACAGUAUUUAUGUGUGUGUGUGUGUCCACACUGUUUAUAAAAAAUAGGCACGGCACCCAGUUUACAUUCUUGUCAAUAGUAUUCAUACCAUUAAAAUUAGUAAGGUGAAAUAAGUGAUUAUUAGUGUCAGGAUCUACCUUGUACCAGUCCACUGAUAGUGAAAUAUAUAAACCUAAACAGCCCUAGGGAUAAUAAAUAGUGUAUAUAUAUAUACUUUGCCAGUAAUAGCAGAGUCAGUAUAGUGUAUUAGUAUUCAGGUUUAAGUAACCUUAAAGGUCCCAUGGCAUGAGGUUUUUUAACAUUAAUAUGAGUUCCCCCAGCCUGCCUAUGGUCCCCCAGUGGCUAGAAAAGGCGAUAGGU
This is a messenger RNA of Perca fluviatilis (European perch), 2129 nucleotides long. Its product is annotated as gap junction gamma-1 protein-like. The transcript is spliced from 2 exons. Gene Ontology annotation, biological process: cell communication. Bases 339 to 1715 code for a protein of 458 amino acids. Lineage: Eukaryota; Metazoa; Chordata; Actinopteri; Perciformes; Percidae. The record is from RefSeq and is a predicted model, not a curated record. Gene Ontology annotation, cellular component: connexin complex.